Messenger RNA from Manis pentadactyla (Chinese pangolin), 3189 nucleotides. It is a transcript of the gene GPR18, whose product is annotated as G protein-coupled receptor 18. Gene Ontology annotation, molecular function: G protein-coupled receptor activity. NCBI's taxonomy places the organism in Eukaryota, Metazoa, Chordata, Mammalia, Pholidota, Manidae. Gene Ontology annotation, biological process: phospholipase C-activating G protein-coupled receptor signaling pathway; positive regulation of Rho protein signal transduction. Bases 1922 to 2917 code for a protein of 331 amino acids. The transcript is spliced from 2 exons. The record is from RefSeq and is a predicted model, not a curated record. Gene Ontology annotation, cellular component: membrane.
AGCAAAAGCAGAUGGCCGUGCAAGGCCACAGUGCAGAGGAAGUGGGCAACGUGCGAGCUGAUCCACCCUCAAGGUGUGCCUGUGGGGAUUUCCUAACCAGCCCCUUGCUGCCUCUCUCUGAGAUGAGCAAUCAGAAAAAAGAAUUUCCCUGUGUACCAUAAAAGACUCGAAUCUUAGUGAGGUAUAUGUCAUUGUUGUAUCUGCUCAUUUAGCAGCAUAGGGACCCUUAAUAUUUACUUUUUAAAAGUUCGUCACAGGCUGUAUGAAAUUAAGACAAUGACAAAAUUAGAUCUGCAGAUAACAGGUUCCUAUCUCCAGCUGAAAUAUACCAAACUCCUAGACCAUAUAGGAAACAUAACUCCAUGUAUAAAAAACUGAUUAAUGUAAUUCAGCAAUGAAUAAAGCAUAUCUAGUGAAUAAAUCAAUAUAAGCACCUCAUAACGAGAAGUUAUUGUAGCAGCUGGGACAGAAAUGGGAGGACAAUGAACUGGGCACCUCAAGAAGCUGGGCCUGCUUGUCUCUGAGCUUUUCAGCAGGUCACUGGCCCCCCUCUAGGCCUGGAACCCUCAUCUACACAAGAAAGAGUUGCUUUGAUUGCCAAUGCUUCCAAAACCCAUUAUGAUGACAGGUUAUCACAUCAAAAGUACCUAAUCACCACAGGCAAGAUUUUAAACAUCUUCUGUAAGUCACAGACUUAGUAUAAUUUUAUCUGAGGAAACAAAAAAAGAGCAGGGGCCCACAAACUAUCUUAAAUUCUAAAAACAGUUAAGUUGGUGUAUCUUUUAAAAGUUGGCAGAUCAUGCAUAACCAAAUGUAAAGAUAAUUAAAAUUUUAGGACAAGCAAAUGAGAUGAUUUUUUAAAAAGAGAAAGUAAAAAAUUGAAUACAACUAGGCAGGCAGUGAUUAGGGUUACUCACUUCCCUUUCCAUUGGUUUCAUUUCCCUUCUUAGGUUAAAGUGCUCCUCAUAUGUAAACUAUUCCACUAAAGACUUCUAGAAUCCUUUCUUAGCGAUUUGCAGUGAUGUUUAGGCAAAAGGAAUUCUUUCAAGACUUCCAUGUGACCAAAAUGGAAUAGAAGCACUGGGGACUUAAAAAUAAAGCAAACCAGGAUGGGUAAACAUACAUGUAAUGUGGAAGCAAGUGAGUGAGGAUCCCAAUUUUAACCAUUUAGAAAUGUUUUAAUAAUAAAAAGGGGGCAUUUUUAAUUUUAGGAACUUUGGUAGUAAAGGGUUAACCCUGUUUAGGAGUACCUACUAAGUGCCAGGUACUAUGUUAAGCACUUGGGACUCUUUGGUUUAGAGUCCUCACAGUCCUAUCAGAUGGGUGUUCUCUCUAUUUUAACUUCAUAGAAACCAAGUAGGAACAAAGGCUCAGAAUGGUUAACUAGACAAAAUCACAGCUUAGAAAGUGAAGAAACUGUACAAUGAAUUCCAUUCUAGUUAAUUAUCAAAUCUCAUUCUCUUUCAAUAUAUAAUGUAGACUUUAAGCAUCAAAAUAAACAAAUGAAAGACGUUUCUCCCUCUUUGAGUCUCUUAAGUAUAUACUAUUACUGUAAGGGGCGCUUAUGCAAAGUGUGACUUCAUAAACAAAUCAUUUGUGAAAGAGAAAAACCACAUCCAGGGUAAAGUCAUAAGUUGAAAAAGGCUUAUUUCAGAGAGUACUUCCUGAAGGGGACAAACCAGCAAUUACAGCCAAACAAGUACCUACUCCUGUAUCAAGUUCUAUUUUUGAAGCAGCUUUCUAAAGCAACAGAAGAGCCUGAAACAAAAGAAAUAUAGCAUUUCCUAAAUAUACCAUUUCUUGAAGGAGCUAUUUUAACACAAGCAACUCAAAGAUAACUCUUUGUACCAAAAAAAGUUUCUAAAACAGCCUUUUGAUGGACACGAGUUUCUAAGAAUCAUGCCCACCACCGAGCUGUAAGAUGACCACCCCACACAAUCAAGCACAACCUGGCCCUUCUAACAACUCACAUCCAGAUGAAUAUAAAAUCGCAGCCCUUGUCUUUUACAGCUGUAUCUUUGUAAUUGGAUUAUUUGUUAAUGUCACUGCCUUAUGGGUCUUCAGCUGUACCACUAAAAAGAGAACCACUGUAACCAUCUAUAUGAUGAAUGUGGCAUUACUGGACUUAAUAUUUAUAAUGAGCUUACCCUUUCGAAUGUUUUAUUAUGCAAAAGGUGAAUGGCCAUUUGGUGAGUACUUCUGCCAGAUUCUUGGGGCUCUCACGGUGUUUUAUCCAAGUAUUGCUCUAUGGCUUCUUGCUUUUAUUAGUGCCGACAGAUACAUGGCCAUUGUACAGCCGAAAUAUGCCAGAGAACUUAAAAACACAUGCAAGGCCGUGCUAGCUUGCGUGGGAGUCUGGAUAAUGACCCUGACAACCACCAUCCCACUCCUACUGCUCCACAAGGACCCAGAUAAAGCCUCUGUCCCCGCUACCUGCCUGAAGAUUUCUGACAUCAUCCACCUAAAAGCUAUGAACAUGCUGAACUUCACUCGACUGAUAUUUUUUUUCUUGAUUCCUCUGUUCAUCAUGAUUGGGUGCUACUUGGUCAUUAUUCACAGUCUCCUACAUGGCAGGACAUCUAAGCUGAAACCAAAAGUCAAGGAGAAGUCGAUAAGGAUCAUCAUCACGCUCGUGGUACAGGUGCUCAUCUGCUUUAUGCCUUUCCACAUCUGCUUUGCUUUCCUGAUGCUAGAAGGGGAUGAUAACAGCUAUAAUCCCUGGGGAGCCUUUACCACCUUCCUCAUGAACCUCAGCACCUGUUUGGAUGUGAUUCUCUACUACAUUGUUUCAAAACAAUUCCAGGCUCGAGUCAUUAGUGUCAUGCUCUACCGAAACUACCUUCGGAGCAUGCGCAGAAAAAGCUUCCGGUCAGGAAGUUUAAGGUCACUAAGCAACAUAAACAGUGAAAUGUUAUGAAUGAUAAGUUUUUUGUCUUCAUUCUCUUUAAAUUCACUUUACUAGCUACCCUAGGACCAGUGGGCAUUCUGUAUGACACCAUCAAGUCCCUUAUCUCCUGAAAAAAAUAAUAAUAAUAAACUUUAAAAAUUAUUUUGUGGGAUCUUAUUAUUGUGGCAACAUAGUCAAAUAUUUUGAAGUAUUCCAACAAAUUCACUAUUUUUAUUUUUAAAACUUGAAUGAAACAUUUCAUUGGUUAUCGGGAGAAAAAUAUUCAAUUUGUGUGUCAUAUU